AAAAAUUUUUACAUUUAAACUAAUUCAAAAAUCAUAAAAAUCUUUUAAAUUAAAUCAUUAAAGAAAAACAAAAUAAGAAAAGAAAAGAAAAAAGAAAAAUAAACGAAGAGAAGAAAAGAGAAAACAAAACAAAGAAAGGAAAAGAAAAAAAAAGAAAAGAAUAAGAGAGGAAAGGAGAGAAGAAAAAAUCAAACAAAGAAAAGGAAAAGAGAAAAGGAGAGAAGAGAAGAGAAAAGAAAACAAAAAGAAAAAAAGAAAAGAGAAAAAUAAUUCAUCAUGGAACGAACUUCCAAAUUAAUACAUAAUUUAAAAUUUCGCCAAAAAAUAUUUCAUUCACAAAUGGCAAAAUUAAAAAUUAUUUCUAUUAUAUUAAAUUCAAUAUUAAUCAUUAUAAGUAGUAUCAUAUUUAGUAGUGUAUUAUUAGUUAUUAGUUAUCCAUUAUGGUUAAAAAUGUUUAUAUCAUUACAAAAAAUUACUAUAAGUUAUGCAAUUUUAAUAUGGAUUGUAUUUUUUUGUAUAACAUCAAUAUUAUUAGGAAUUAUUGGAAUAUAUGCAAUACAACGUAAAGCAACAUUAAUAUUAGGAAUACAAAUAUUCGCCCUGGUAUUUUUAGCAGUGUUAGAAGGUGGUAUUCUCUAUACUAUAUUAUCACAAUGGUUAAGACAUUUAGAAGUCGGUGUAACAUUUGCUGUUCAAAUGUUUCAACCUGGUUUAGAAGAUAAAACAGUUAUGGCAAAUAUACAAGAAGCUCUUCAUUGUUGCGGUAGAGGAUCUUAUGACGAUUAUGAUGUGGCUAAUGAAGCAAUACCUAAACAACAUGUACCAUAUUCAUGUUGUGAUUUACAAACUUAUACAAAUGAACAUUGUAAUAAUGCUUCAAUAUUAACUAAAAAUAAAAACAUUCCCUCACCAACACUACAAUCUCCUCAAAUUAAUCAUCAUCUUUAUGUGAUACCAUAUUAUUUAGCUUACCCUGAAGGUUGUGUAAAUCGAUUAAAAAAUUUAUUUUUACCCAUAGUGAUUAGUUGUUUUUGUUUAUUAAUAUUUAUGAAUAUAUUUGCAACAUUUGUUAAUUGUUUUUAUGUACAAAAAGCUGCUGAUGAAGAAGAAUAUGAACAAAAUUGGCUUGAUUCACAACAUUUUUUAAAAGAAACUAAAGAAGCAUUUUGUUUAAGACGACAAAAAGAAAUAGACAUUUCAUGUAAUGCAUCCAUUUCAAAUAUAGACGAUUCAAGUAUAUUUCAAAGACAAUUAUCACAUAGACAAACUAGUUCCAAACCAAUCAAUAUGAAUUAGAAUCAAUAACUGGUUGAGUUAUAUUCACUUUUUUUUUAAACAAAGAAUCAUAUCUGUAUAUUCCGUAAAAAAAAAGGUUUUUCUUUUCUUUUCAUUAUUUCAUGAAGUCAACUGUUUCCCCUCUUCCUCCCCCCCCGUCAAUCUAAUACAGUUGGUUACUUCGUCAAAACAUCUAAAAAUGAAACAUUUCUCAAGUCCAUAUUAAAAUAAUGUUGUGAUUAAAUUAUGGAAUAAUAAUUCUAUUAGAAACAACUGUUGUGAUUUGUUUGUUUGUUUGUCUGACCUUAGCAACUAAACUUCAUUGUAUUAUUGAAUGUUCAUUUUAAUACAAUGAAUAUUAAUAUUUGUAUGAUAACAUAAUAGUAAUUGUUCAUUUGAUCAUCUAACUAUAUAUAGACAUAUACCUAUACAUAUACAUAUAUAUACAUUGGUUACAAAUAAUA
Schistosoma rodhaini is the source of this 1739-nucleotide messenger RNA. NCBI's taxonomy places the organism in Eukaryota, Metazoa, Platyhelminthes, Trematoda, Strigeidida, Schistosomatidae. The record is from the annotation of a GenBank genome assembly.